Messenger RNA from Labrus bergylta (ballan wrasse), 2159 nucleotides. RefSeq names its product solute carrier family 39 member 13 (gene slc39a13). Gene Ontology annotation, molecular function: zinc ion transmembrane transporter activity. Gene Ontology annotation, cellular component: membrane. The record is from RefSeq and is a predicted model, not a curated record. Lineage: Eukaryota; Metazoa; Chordata; Actinopteri; Labriformes; Labridae. Gene Ontology annotation, biological process: intracellular zinc ion homeostasis; zinc ion transmembrane transport.
UCCUGUUUGCACCCCUCCCCUCCGGAAUCCUGAUACGUGGCUGUUUGGGAAAGCCGUGAUGGUGACCCACAGUCUCCUGUGCUGCAGCUAGCGGAUCCCUGUCCGGCCCGCAGCAGCUGGGAGCGAGGGGGGGAAAUCAGCGGCGCAAGCCUGACUUCAUCAAGUCGGCCUGGAUGGCAGGGACACACUGGUGCAAGGACUGUCCAAAUCACAAGCGUUACUGGUUACCGGUGUCUUUUGGACCGUGGGACGGAUGAAAGGUGGAAGCUGUGGGAAGCCCAGCUGGGCUGUAGCUCCUCUGAUUAUCCCAGUUACACUGCUGAUGCUGACCUUAAGGGGGGCAUUGAGCAGCCAGAAGAUGACACAAACAGCGAUGGGUCAUGCAACAGCAACGGCUGCAGGACCAGGCCACAGUCUGAUAGAUGACCUCCCAGGCCUUCGGGCGGUAGCAGACUUCUUAUCCAGUGAGAACGCUGAUGUGUGGCUCCUGUCCCUGGUGGGCUCUGUUGCUGUAGGCCUCAGUGGGAUUUUCCCACUUCUUGUCAUUCCUAUUGAAGCAGGAGCAGCACUCAAAACGGAAGCUGGGUGCCAGAAGCUGAAGCAGCUCUUGAGCUUUGCUAUUGGUGGUCUCCUCGGAGACGUGUUCCUUCACCUCCUUCCAGAGGCGUGGGCCUCAGGCUCUUCAGGCUCUUCAGCUGGUAAACAAAACCACUACAAGACCCAGGGCCUCUGGGUAAUCGUUGGCCUGCUGGCUUUCCUGCUCUUAGAGAAGUUGUUCCCAGACCAAGACAGCCAAGAGGAUCCCACUUCACAGUCUGACCUGAACUUCAACACUCCAACACAGACUAAUGCAGCUCUCAGUGGAAAGCCAGUGGUAACACUCAGAAAUGGGCACCAUGCAGAGUCAUGGAAAUCCUCCAAGCAACAGGAACAGGAAAGAUCAGAGAAAAUCAAGACCAGUGGAUACCUAAACCUGCUGGCCAACUGCAUUGACAACUUCACCCAUGGACUGGCUGUAGCUGGGAGUUUCCUUGUUAGCAAAAAGGUUGGAUUCCUCACAACAUUUGCCAUCCUGCUCCAUGAAAUCCCCCACGAGGUGGGAGACUUUGCCAUUCUGCUGAGGGCCGGGUUUGACCGCUGGAGUGCUGCUCGCAUGCAGCUGGCCACAGCCCUGGUCGGGGUCCUGGGAGCUUGCUUUGCUCUGUGUGCUCAGUCACCGCAAGGCACAGAAAACGCCACCGCGUGGAUAUUACCUUUCACUUCUGGAGGUUUCCUCUACAUCGCCUUGGUGAACGUGGUGCCAGACCUGCUGGAGGAGUCCAGUUUGAAGCACUCCCUCCUGCAGAUCCUACUCAUCUUCUGUGGUGUGGCUGUCAUGGCUCUGCUCUCUGCCAUCGUUGACUGCACAUAGAGGAACAGCACCAAAAACUCUCUCGCCUUAGCAAAUACUUUUACCCAGCAUGAGAUUAAAUCCUGUUCUUCCCCUGCAAGCCUGGUCCCUCUCAUUCAGAAAAAUGUGUCUUGCUUCAGCGAUCAGACACCUCUGUGAUAUCAUUGCCAUCAUGUUACAACAGAGCAAAAAUGGGACAAAAGACCGGCACUUUAUGGAUGGAUAAGUGAUCUGCUGACGGGACAUUUGUGUGAACACUUUAAGAUGUGCCAUACAUAAACAACCGAGGGGAUUCAGAGGGUUUGUAUGGAUUUCUAUUACCAAAUUGUCUUAAAUUGUUGGUUGGACAAUCAUGUUAUUUUGCACAUACAUUUACACAGGUACACCUGAUGUACCUGAUCUACACAAAGGUAUUAUAGGACCCCUUCAAAGAACCUCCUCUUUAAAGUGUUUAAUCCUAAAUUCUUGUAUUGUUACUGUUGUCUUCUGUUUCCCUUGUAGAUGCUGCAUAUUUAUUUAAAGUUAGACAAGCGAGAUACAGCUUUAUCAGCGCCCUUCACCAACACUUCAUCCUUUUGUCUUGUUACGAGGAAGUCAGGAUGGUUUGUUACACGAGUGUCAGGACUAAACCAAAGUACUUUUUGUUUGUCUGUAUCAAAUUCACACAGAACAGUCUGCACCUUUUUCCAAGUUGGUGCUCACGAAGAAGUCAGCCUGAAUAUGUGUUUUAAAGUGUUUCUAAUAAAUUGAAAGAGAUUUAUACUAUUAA